AUGCAAAUGCUUCGUGGCGCGAGACACUCAUUGUUAAGAGGGAAAAAUAGUUUAACCCGUACUUUUAGCAAAGAUGGCUUCGAGAAGGGAAAACUAAAUUUCAGGCGUAGCAUGACUAUGAAAAAAGAUGUUCUACGCGAUAUUACUGAGAUUCUAACCUUGGAAGAAGUUCAUUUAAUUGUUAAAAGAUGUGCCGAUGAAAUACGAGAAAGAGGAUUGCAUGAAGUUGAUAUCUUCAAACCCACUAAAGUUGGUGACAAUGCGGAUGAGGUCAGGUACCUUAUCAGAUUUAUGUUAAAAGAAUACCGUAUCGAAUUUGAAGAUGAACUCAGAAAACAAAAUAUUCGUGACAUUGCUUCAGCCAUGAAAUGGGCCCUUAGGCAUAGUGCUUCUCCACUUGUUCCUUAUUCAAAUUAUGAAGAAUUUGCGAACACACCCAUAUUUCCACACUCAUGCUCAUUUAAUCAAUUCCUUCAGUACCUUCCUAAACAAAAUCAAGAAAUUCUUGUUGAUCUGUUUGAACUCUGUUCUCAGGUCACUACAGAAUCCCAUGUUAAUAAUAUGUCUGCCCAAAAAAUUGUAAAAUCUUUGGCCCUUUGCAUAUUAGGAGAAUCAUCAAGAAGUUUAAAAAAUUUUGAUUCAGCUUAUUUAGAAUGGUCAAAAUGUUCAGAUGCUUGUCUACAUCUUUUCCUUGCCUACUUACGUGAAUUAGAUUGCUUUUCUCCAAAUCCACGUUUAUCGAGAUUAUUAAAUAAUUAUGUAGAAUAUCGUAAAACUUCUAAUGCCACUAUGAAGGCUAUAUCACAAAAUAAUUCUGAUUUGAAGCUUUCACAACAAAUAAAUAGAAUGACAACUAUCAUAGAAGAAGAUGAUGAAUCUUAUCGACCUGUUAGUAUGUUAAGAGUUACUAGACAAGUUCCUAAUACAAGGCCAAAGAUAGAAACAAAAACCUCCAUAAGCCUUUUACCUGAAAUGAUGGAUGGUUUAAAACGUCAGACUAUUGUUCGUCCAGAUGAAGCUAUGUCUACUGACGAGAAACGUAGUGCCAAACAAAUGUGGGAACAAUUUCAAAAUCAUGGAAUCAGUGCUUUAUCGGAUGAUUUUUUAAAAUUAUAUUAUUUGCUUGAAAAAGCUAAUGCUUUAAGAAAUUUAAAAGAUCCGCAAGUUAAAUUUGUUAGAAAAGGAUAUAAAAGUUUCUGUCUGAAUUUAUCUCCAAUUGCUGCUAGUAAUACUUCUGGUUCUCUUAAAACAAUAGAAUUUCCUUCUGGAAAUAAUAACAAUUCUAUUGAAAAAAAUUUAUCUCGAAGAAAUUCCAGAAAGAAAUCUCGUAAAAACAGCUUAAAAGAAAAAAAGAAAUUAGCUAAAUUAGAAUCUUCGAAAAGAAAACGUGCGUCACUUUCGUCUGAUUCUGACCAAGCCAAAGAAAAUGAAGCAGAAACUUUAGAAGAUUGGAACUUAAUUGACCAAACGAAAGAUUUACCUAUAACCACGCAUUUAAGCAUUGAAACGAUUGACGAAAUAUUUCCUUUUGUUUGGAUAGAAACAACUGCUACCGAUCAAGGUGAUCGUUGGGGUGAAUGGGUAUUUAUUGAACCAAGAAAAGGAUUAGUUCAUGAAUGCGAAUGGGUUAUGAUUGAAGAAAAAUCUCAAGCGUUUGCUGGAUCACAGACUGCAAAAUCGGCAACAAAUGGGAAAAGGAAAACAAACUUAAUAACAAAUACAUUAAACAUUUCAUGGACUAAAGGGAAAGGAAAAUCGAGACCUUCAAGUCAAAUUAAUGAAACCGGAUCUCCUGUAUCACCUAGUUCAUCGUCUGGUUCAUUAUCACCCAUUUCAUUCACCUCGUCUAGUUCCUUCGCAUCAUCCAGUUCAUCUAAUUCAUCCACUGUAAUACCCGUUCGACCUAAGUCAAAUGAAAACGCGGAUCUGGUGAUUUACCAAUUUGAAAAAAAAACAAUAAAAAACACAGCGAAAGGAAAACAGGUCGCAACAGAUUAUCAAGGUUAUGGAUAUGGUUAUUUUGGAAACAACAAUGUUGAAAAUAAAGAUCAAUUGCCAAUACAACCAUUAAAAGAAAGCAAGAAAUCUGUAAAGAAAAAUUCUAAGAGUAAAAAUAAAACUGUUAAGAGACAGCGAGUUAUGCAAAUCGGUGCAUAA
Molecule: messenger RNA, 2157 nt
Organism: Dentiscutata erythropus
Lineage: Eukaryota; Fungi; Glomeromycota; Glomeromycetes; Diversisporales; Gigasporaceae
Source: the annotation of a GenBank genome assembly